CCUGGCUCCCGCGGUGUCUGGCAGAGGCUCUCUGGCUGAGCGCAGAGCUAUGUGUGAAAGGAAACCAGGCACCGCCUGCCGGCUUCACAUCUGUUGAUCUGACCUGACUUGCAGCAUCCAAAGGAGCACGGCUGUCACCUCUGCUGGACUGAGGACCCACCAGCUCCCCCCAGACAUCGCAUAGCAACCUGACCAUUCGUGCAAGGGGGGAAACGAAAUACACGGGACUAAACCCCUGAGCAGAAUGGAAUAAUGAUUUUUUUCCCAAGGAGAAAAAGGGGGGCAAACAAUUCCAUUUGAAGUCCCUGUGAGUGGGCUUUCAGAAGGCAAUUAAAGAAAUCCACUCAGAGAGGACUGGGUGGGGCUUGGGUCCUGUGACUUUCUGACUAUAAGCGAAGCCAGUCUUACACCCGCUGUUGGCAAAGGUCAGAUGGGAAAAAAAGGAGCAGGUUAAGUGACGAUCAAAGAACUUCCAGGUGGAACCAGGAACCCAGGUUCUGCUGCCAGCUUGAAGGAACCUGCAGCAGGAAGAGAAAGUGAACUUGAACAUGACCUGUUGCAUUUGGCAAGUUCCAGCAACAUGCUCCUAAGGAAGCGAUGCAGGCAUGGACCAUGCAGACUGCAGUUCCUGCUGCUCCUCCUGAUGCUGGGGUGCGUGCUGCUGCUGGUGGCCAUGCUGCAUCCUCCCCCGCAUGCCCUGCACCAGGCUGUCACAGCCCAGGUCGCCGAGCACAGCCCUGAAGCUGGGUACCGCCUGAACUUUGGGGAAUCCCAGGAAUGGGUGCUGGAGGCCGAGGAUGACGGCCAAGAGUAUGACUCCCUGGAGGGCCUGUUGCCCUUUAUCUCGCUGCAGGAGGAUCAGCUCCUGGUGGCCGUGGCCUCACCCAGGGUCAGGAGGAACCAGAGCCAGGACAGGAGAGGUGGCAGCUACCGGCUCAUCAAGCAGCCAAGCAGGAGGCAGGACAAAGAGGCCCCAGAGAGGGACUGGGGGGCCGAGGAGGAGGACCAGGAGGUAUCUGAAGAUGAGCUGACGCCUCUCAGCCUGGAGGAGGCGCUCAGCGCCCGCAUCCCCCUGCAGAGGGCGCUGCCGGAGGUACGGCAUCCGCUGUGUCUGCAGCAGCAUCCUGGGGACAGCCUGCCCACAGCCAGCGUCAUCCUCUGCUUCCAUGAUGAGGCCUGGUCCACGCUCCUGAGAACCGUGCACAGCAUUCUCGACACAGCCCCCAGGGCCUUCCUGAAGGAGGUCAUCCUGGUGGACGACUUCAGCCAGCAAGGACAACUCAAGUCCGCUCUCAGCGAAUACGUGGCCAGGCUGGAGGGGGUGAAGCUGCUGAGGAGCAAGAAGAGGCUGGGCGCCAUCAGGGCCCGGAUGCUGGGAGCCACCAGGGCCACCGGGGACGUGCUGGUCUUCAUGGAUUCCCACUGCGAGUGCCACCCGGGCUGGCUGGAGCCCCUCCUCAGCAGAAUAGCUGGUGACAGGAGCCGGGUGGUGUCUCCGGUCAUAGACGUGAUUGACUGGAAGACUUUCCAGUAUUACCCCUCCAAGGACCUGCAGCGCGGGGUGUUGGACUGGAAGCUGGAUUUCCGCUGGGAGCCUUUGCCGGAGCGUGAAAGGAAGGCCCUCCAGUCCCCCGUCAGCCCCAUCAGGAGCCCUGUGCUGCCUGGCGGGGUUGUUGCCAUGGACAGACAUUACUUCCAAAACACUGGAGCGUAUGACCCUCUCAUGUCACUGCGGGGUGGUGAAAACCUCGAACUGUCUCUCAAGGCUUGGCUCUGCGGUGGCUCCGUUGAAAUCCUCCCCUGCUCUCGGGUGGGGCACAUCUACCGAAAUCAGGAUGCCUAUGCCCCCCUUGACCUGGAGGCGACCCUGCGGAACAAGGUUCGCAUUGCUGAGACCUGGCUAGGUUCAUUCAAAGAAACCUUCUACAGGCACAGCCCAGAGGCCUUCUCCUUGAGCAAGGCUGAGAGGCCCGACUGCACAGAACGCUUGCAGCUGCAAAGGAGUCUGGGUUGUCGCAUGUUCCACUGGUUUCUGGCCAACAUCUAUCCCGAGCUGUACCCAUCUGAAUGCAGGCCCAGGUUCUCUGGAAAGCUCCACAACACUGGACUGGGCUUCUGUGCAGACUGCCAAGCAGAAGGGGACAUCCUGGGCUGUGCCAUGAUGCUGGCUCCUUGCAGUGACAGCCGGCAGCAACAGGACCUGAAGCACACUGGCAGGAAGGAGAUACGCUUCGGCAGCCCACGGUACCUGUGCUUCGAUGUCAGGAGAGAGCAGGUGAUUCUUCAGAACUGCACGGGGGAAAGCCCUGCCAUCCAUCAGCAGCACUGGGACUUCCAGGAGAAUGGAAUGAUUGUCCACAUUCUUUCUGGGAAAUGCAUGGAAGCUGUGGUGCAGGGAAACAAUAAAGAUUUGUACUUGCGCCAGUGUGAUGGAAAAGCUAGCCAGCUGUGGCAAUUUGACAAAGUCAACACUGUGGACGAACGGUGAAGGACAGUGUCAGAAGGAAAAGAGAAGUUUGGCCAUCAGACUUCAACCCCAAGGGAACUAAAAGAACAUGUGUAUUUCGUGGAGCCGACCCUUUUGUGUUUGUGCUCCUGGUGAUAGUAGAGAAGAAGGCUCCGUGGAUGAAUAUAAAAAUGUCUCUCCUUCUCACAUCUUAAUUCAUUGGCUGCUGGCUGUUUUAGAAAAAGGAAAAAAAAAAUGGGCUCAUUGUCUCAUUCUCUUCAUCACUAGUAGAUGAUCAUUACAUAGCACAGAAGAUUCUUCAUUUCUUUCCGCUGAGCACUUAAUAAUUGCUUUUAUCUCUGACUAAGGAAAGGGGCCUGGACAUUCUCUGGCAGCACCUCCGGGAUAUGUAAAUCCAGUCUACCGAUUUAUUUCCAAUGACCUUACCUUGGAUUGUCUGUGCAGCCAACCAUGAAAAUUAAAGUGCAAAGAGGAUAAAAAGGCCUGACAUCCCAAAAACUUUGGAUUAAGCUUAUUAGGAAAAAUUUCACGUUCAUUGGUUGAGCCACAGCUCGGAAGAAGAAAGGGAAGCGUCCGAGAGAAGAGUAGGGUUGGAGGGAAGAUGGAAGAGAGCAUUAGCCCAAUUCUCCAGCUCUCUAGCGUCUGGAAAGAGGCAGCAGACCUGGCAUAGGAUGUUUUCAUAUUAAUGAGAAUUUCCUCAGAACUUUCUACCUCCAUUCACUCUGCUCUAGCCCUUCUCUAGCGUGGUGAACCACAACCAGAUUCUCAUGCAAUGUAUUUCUCUUUAGUCAUUGGUGUUGGAAGCAUCACUCAGACUGAGCGUUCACACUAACAAAAAUGUAUACAGCUCAGAAACUCUCCUGAUGCCCUCUUACAGGGUUUGCAUCAACUGGAUCAGAAAUAGCAACCUUCACAAAGAGGCAAAACUCCCUGGAAGGGAAAUGCUGGUGUCUGAGCCAAAAUUCUUAUGAGAAGAACCAGGGUUAGGUGUUAAUGUCCAUGAGGGUUCACAGGGCCAUCUCUGAGCUUGCAGCCUGUCUGAGACACCCAAAUGUGCCCACAGGUUGAGCGUUCACAACCAUGGAAGAACACACCUCCACUAGAACAGAGCCAACACUAACAAGAGUGGAACGACUCUCCUUGCUGUGACCUGGCCUACCUGGUUCGACCAUAAGAGUUGCUGAGUGGGGUUGGUUCUGCUAUUAAGAAGACACCAUUCAUGCCCAUUUCUCUUUCAAAUAGAAUUCAUUCUCCACGUGGUCAACUUAGAAACCUCCUCUCAAAGAUGCUGAUCUCCUUUGGGCUAUCUCAGAACACAGUGUGUUUCAAAUGAGAAAAACUAAGUAGGAAGUGAGGGUUUCCAGACAAUACCUAUCAUAAUUACAUAUUCCUUCUCCACCUUUUCGUCAAUGACCCACUGCAUUUCUCCUUCCUCAGACUACCCUCUAGACCUGUGUUAGUAGCCACUAGCCACAUAUGGCUAAAUGUAAAUUCAUUAAAAUUAAAGAAAAUUUAAAACUCAGUUCCUCAGUUGUACUGGUCACAUUUCAAGCACUCAAUAGCCACAUGUGUCUAGUGGCUACUGUAUUGGAGAGCACAGACAUAGAACAUUCCAUCAUUGCAAAUGAUUCUAUUAGAUAGUGCUGAUCUAGAUAGAUUCAUCAUCCCAUGGAGAGAAGAGAUUUUAGCCACUGUCUUCUUCCAUCAGACUUGUCUAUAUUUGAAACAAAUUCCCCUAACAUCCUGUGGCUGAGAUGGAGCUAAAAAUUCUCAGAUGGAAACCUUGUAAAAGGCAUUAAUGGUUGAGAAGGGAAAAUUAAACAAGACCUCUAUUUUUUUUUAAUGAACUUUAUUAUUGGUAUUAUGGGUGUUUAAAGUUGCUGCAAUAAAUUAAUAUAAUUAAAUAAAAGGCUGAAUUCAAUUGUA
Equus caballus (horse) is the source of this 4393-nucleotide messenger RNA. It is a transcript of the gene GALNT15, whose product is annotated as polypeptide N-acetylgalactosaminyltransferase 15. Lineage: Eukaryota; Metazoa; Chordata; Mammalia; Perissodactyla; Equidae. Gene Ontology annotation, cellular component: Golgi apparatus. Gene Ontology annotation, molecular function: polypeptide N-acetylgalactosaminyltransferase activity. Gene Ontology annotation, biological process: protein O-linked glycosylation. The record is from RefSeq and is a predicted model, not a curated record.